Molecule: messenger RNA, 1749 nt
Organism: Rhododendron vialii
Lineage: Eukaryota; Viridiplantae; Streptophyta; Magnoliopsida; Ericales; Ericaceae
Product: trans-cinnamate 4-monooxygenase
Exons: 4
Coding region: 77-1591 (504 amino acids)
Biological process (GO): lignin metabolic process
Molecular function (GO): trans-cinnamate 4-monooxygenase activity; heme binding; iron ion binding
Source: RefSeq, a predicted model, not a curated record
CGCCUAACUCAAUCAACACCCGCCAGCCCUCUAUCAUACGCCACUCCGCCGUGCCGUGACAAACUCACGCCCCAAAAUGGACCUCCUCCUACUGGAGAAAGCCCUCCUGGCCCUCUUCAUAGCCAUAGUCCUCGCCAUCACCAUUUCCAAAUUCCGCGGCAAGCGGUUCAAACUCCCGCCCGGACCCAUACCCGUGCCCGUAUUCGGGAACUGGCUCCAGGUCGGCGACGACCUGAACCACCGCAACCUGACCGACCUAGCCAAGAAGUACGGCGAAAUCCUCCUCCUCCGCAUGGGCCAGCGCAACCUCGUCGUGGUCUCCUCCCCGGACCUGUCCAAGGAGGUGCUCCACACCCAAGGGGUCGAGUUCGGGUCCCGCACCCGGAACGUUGUGUUCGACAUCUUCACGGGCAAGGGCCAGGACAUGGUGUUCACCGUCUACGGCGAGCACUGGCGCAAGAUGAGGCGGAUCAUGACCGUCCCGUUCUUCACCAACAAGGUGGUCCAGCAGUACCGGGCCGGGUGGGAGGACGAGGCGGGCCGGGUCGUGGAGGACGUGAGGAAGAAGCCGGAGGCGGCCACGACCGGGAUCGUGCUGCGGCGGCGGUUGCAGCUGAUGAUGUACAACAACAUGUACCGGAUUAUGUUCGACCGGAGGUUCGAGAGCGAGGAGGACCCACUGUUCGUGAAGCUCAAGGCGUUGAACGGGGAGAGGAGCAGGUUGGCCCAGAGCUUCGAGUAUAAUUACGGGGAUUUUAUUCCGAUUCUGAGGCCGUUCCUGAGAGGAUAUUUGAAGAUUUGCAAGGAGCUUCAGGAGAGGAGGCUGCAGCUGUUCAAGGAUUACUUCGUCGAUGAAAGAAAGAAGCUAGCAAGCACCAAGAGGAUGGACAACAACAGUCUGAAAUGUGCCAUGGAUCAUAUUCUGGAUGCACAACAGAAGGGAGAGAUUAACGAAGACAACGUUCUUUACAUUGUUGAGAACAUUAACGUUGCUGCAAUUGAAACGACUCUAUGGUCAAUAGAAUGGGGCAUUGCAGAGCUGGUGAACCACCCUGAAAUCCAGAAGAAGCUCCGGCACGAGCUCGACAAUGUGUUGGGCGGCGCCCAAAUCACGGAGCCCGACAUCCCAAGGCUGCCCUAUCUCCAAGCCGUAGUCAAAGAGACCCUCCGCCUCCGGAUGGCGAUUCCACUUCUAGUUCCUCACAUGAACCUCAACGAUGCCAAGUUAGGUGGCUACGAUAUCCCAGCGGAGAGCAAAAUCUUGGUUAAUGCAUGGUGGCUCGCCAAUAACCCCGACUCCUGGAAGAAGCCUGAGGAGUUCAGGCCGGAGAGGUUCUUGGAAGAGGAUGCUAAGGUUGAGGCCAAUGGGAACGACUUUAGGUACCUUCCGUUUGGUGUUGGACGGAGAAGUUGCCCUGGAAUUAUCCUUGCUUUGCCGAUUCUCAGCAUCACUAUUGGGCGUUUGGUUCAGAAUUUCGAACUCUUGCCUCCCCCGGGGCAGUCUAAGCUUGAUACUGCAGAGAAGGGAGGACAGUUCAGCUUGCACAUUUUGAAGCACUCGACGAUUGUUAUGAAACCAAGAUCGUUUUGAGUCUCGUCUCGUUUCUUUUGUUUCUUUUUUUUUUUUUUUGGUAAUUUCUGAAGCGGGGUUUGUGGAGGAAUUGGGUUGAUGUGAUAUUAUUGUUCUCUCUGUGGAUCUGAAAGGAUGUUUCUUGAAUUUGCAAUAAGUAAUUGGUUGUAUCUCUGUUA